Molecule: messenger RNA, 1815 nt
Organism: Saitoella complicata NRRL Y-17804
Lineage: Eukaryota; Fungi; Ascomycota; Saitoellomycetes; Saitoellales; Saitoellaceae
Product: sphingosine-1-phosphate lyase 1
Exons: 1
Coding region: 1-1626 (541 amino acids)
Biological process (GO): carboxylic acid metabolic process; sphingolipid catabolic process
Cellular component (GO): endoplasmic reticulum
Molecular function (GO): pyridoxal phosphate binding; sphinganine-1-phosphate aldolase activity
Source: RefSeq, a predicted model, not a curated record
AUGUCAGGAGUCAUCUCCACCCUCCGCACUCAAUACCCCCUCGGACUCCUAAAGAACGUGGUCUUCACGCUCUGGCUCCUCCGCUACACCACGAAAGCUUACCGCCACCUAAUCGGUCGUGGACUCAUCGGUUCCGUGAAAGAUAUCCAUGCGGCUGUGACGCGGUGGGCGUGGGGGUUGUUGCUGAAAUUACCUUCGUCACGGAAGAAGAUCGAGGCGGAGAUAGCUGGCGCUAAAGAACAGCUCGAAAUGAAAUUGGUGAACUACCCCCAAACCCUCCGCCGCUUCGAAACACUGCCAUCAUCAGGGUUGUCCGAGAAUGAGGUCAGAGAGGAACUACAGGCGUUGUUGUCAUUCUCCAGCAAACCCUGGUCCGAGAUCCAAUCUGGCCAAGUUUCCGGCGCGGUCUACCACGGCGGCUCCGACCUUUCCACUCUUACUUCGGAAGCCUACUCCCUUUUCUCCCUCUCCAACCCCCUACACCCAGACAUCUUUCCCGCCGUUCGCAAAAUGGAAGCAGAAAUCGUCUCGAUGGUGCUUCGCCUCUUCAACGCCCCGGACGGAGCAGGUGGCGCCAUGACAUCGGGAGGUACAGAGAGUAUCUUGAUGGCUGUCAAGGGAGCACGCGAAAUGGCGAGAGUUGAGAGACGUGUACGGGAGCCGGAGAUGAUUGUUCCGAGGACUGGACAUGCGGCAUUCGAUAAGGCGGGACAUUAUUUCGGGGUGAAGGUUUGGCACGUCGAUGUCGACCCCAUCACAUAUAAAGUCAAUAUCGCGGAUGUGCGACGACUCAUCAACCCCAACACAAUCCUCCUCGUUGGCUCCGCACCGAAUUUCCCGCACGGGAUUAUCGACGAUAUCGCCGCCCUCUCCGACCUCGCGGUUCGGUACGAGAUCCCACUACACGUUGAUUGUUGUCUGGGAUCGUUUAUCGUUCCAUUCCUCGAACGCGCCGGAUUCGCCUCCGAACCCUUUGAUUUCCGGCUCCGGGGUGUGACGUCCAUCUCGUGCGACACCCACAAAUACGGCUUCGCCCCAAAAGGCACUUCAACAAUCCUCUACCGCUCCCACCACUUACGUCAAUACCAAUAUUUCGUCUCGACAGAUUGGCCGGGAGGUGUGUAUGCCUCUCCUAGUAUAGCGGGGAGUAGGCCUGGAGCGUUGUUGGCGGGGUGUUGGGCUGCGAUGGUUAGGGUUGGGGAGGAGGGGUAUUUGGAGAGUUGUAAGGAGAUUGUGGGGGCUGCGAAGGGGGUUGAGGCUGGACUGAUGGAGAUUGAUGGUAUCCAAAUCAUCGGAAAGCCUUUGGUGUCGGUGGUGGCAUUCACCUCCACCGACCUCAACAUCUACGAAAUCGGAGACGAACUAUCCAAACGCGGAUGGCAUCUCAAUGCUCUGCAAUCACCCCCCGCACUCCAUAUCGCGUGUACGCGACUCACUGUUCCGGUUGUGGAUAAACUCGUACAGGAUGUUAGGGAUGCUGUACAGGCGCUCAACGAGGAGGGGAGGGAGAAGGGGAGUGAGGGGAGUAUGAUGGCGCUUUAUGGGAGUGGGGUUACGGAGAUGCCGGAUAAGAGUGUUGUGAGGAGGUUGGCUACGGUGUUUGUUGAUACGCUUUAUAAGGCGUAAUGUAUGACGGGGAUGAGUGGGCGAUGGGAAUGUUCGCAGGCAUGAUGAGGAAAGGAAAGGUAUGGGGGUUUUUGGUCUGGUUUAGUUGGUACUGGUGGCAAGGACUGGAUACCGGUAUCACCGAAUGGACUACGUUUGACGUUGACUGGCACGCUUGUCAGUCUAGGGUCGCAGUCACGAACACACUUC